AAUCCUCUCAGUAGCUUGCACAACGAAAGAUGUGCGGAGGUGCGAUCAUUACCGAUUUCAUUGCCGUCAAGCGCGGCCGUAAGUUGACGGUGUCGGACCUCUGGGCCGACCUCGACACUAUCUCCGACCUCCUAGGUUUGGGCGGCUCCGGUGCAAACGACUCCUCCUCUCAGAAGGUCGAGAACAAGGCCGUUCCAAAACCAAAGCAACUCAACCGAGCAUCAAGAGGAGAAAAGAACCAGAAAUCCACGGAAAAAGAGGCGAAGACUCAGCGGGUUCGGAAGAAUGUGUACAGAGGAAUCCGGCAGAGGCCGUGGGGAAAGUGGGCGGCGGAAAUCAGGGACCCACAUAAAGGUGUCCGAGUCUGGUUGGGCACCUACAACACCGCCGAGGAAGCAGCUCGAGCCUACGACGUCGCCGCCAAGCGUAUCCGCGGUGACAAGGCCAAGCUUAACUUCCCUCCUCCUCCUUCUCCGUCCCAACCGCCUACUAAGAAGCAGUGCAUCUCUACCGACUUCACCCAGACUAGUUUCGAAACCACCGGACCACCAACACCACCGCCUCCUCUGACCCCACAACAACAGCCACCUCUUCCGACCCCACCACAACAGCUUUUAAUGGGGUUCGAGUAUGGAAACGACGUGGAGAAUGAAAUAGAACUGAAAGAACAAAUUUCGAACCUGGAAUCGUUUCUGGAAUUGGAGCCGGAGACUGAGACGGAGGUGAGUGGAGGCGUUGAGGUUGGCCCGGUGGAUCUUUGGAUGCUGGAUGACCUGGUUACCCAUCACCGGCUGCAACGUCAGCUUGUUUAUUAGGGUGAAAAGAAUAAUUAAGCGGCUAUAAUUAAAUAGUUAAUGAUGUUUAGCAAUUUUAUAUUAAGGGUGGUUGUCUCUGUACUCAAUCUCCAUCUUUCUUUGCAUGCUUAUAUUUUGCUGUUAUGUUACUUUAUGAGUAAUAAUGUUUAAUAAUAAUGUUUGUAUGGUACAUAUAAUGAUGUGAGCAAUGCAUCAUUUAUCUUGGAUUAUGCCCGUGAAGUCAGUGACUUAUGGGGAUUGAUUUG
Rubroshorea leprosula is the source of this 1060-nucleotide messenger RNA. The record is from the annotation of a GenBank genome assembly. Lineage: Eukaryota; Viridiplantae; Streptophyta; Magnoliopsida; Malvales; Dipterocarpaceae.